CCUAGCGAGCACUCAGGGCAGGACCUGGGGGCUGGGCCAGUCUGCCUUCCUGCGAUGUGGGAAGACUUUGGCCUGAAACUACCCCCUCCUGGGUGGGGGCAAUGGACUGGAAAGCUAUGAAAAUAACAAGCCUGUGCCCAAGUGGGGGCGGAGAGACCAGAAAUACUGCCAAGGCAAUGGGAGAGGGUCACUUCUUAGGCUCUGGAAGUCCUCCAGAAGCUACCAUCGGAGGAUUCAAGCUGCCUACCCUUCUCACUCAGGGCUCGGAGCCGCCUGAGGACUCGGGAGACCUGCCCCGGCCGCGCCACCCCUCCGGGCCUCCCGCCCAGAAGGACUCACGGCUCAGGGGGCCCGGGCCCCUCUCGGGCCCCUCUCGGGCCCGCACUGCUCUGCCCGGCGCGCCGCGGCCUCCGCCUCCUCCAUGCCGCUCGCGGCCCCGCCCCGCCUCUGAUAAUCCUUCUGUGGACCAAGAGAUGCUAAGGAAAAAUAUUUUACUUAAGGUUACAGAGGUAACCAUUAAAUGA
This is a messenger RNA of Ailuropoda melanoleuca (giant panda), 524 nucleotides long. Its product is annotated as protein enabled-like. Bases 102 to 524 code for a protein of 140 amino acids. The record is from RefSeq and is a predicted model, not a curated record. The transcript has 3 exons. NCBI's taxonomy places the organism in Eukaryota, Metazoa, Chordata, Mammalia, Carnivora, Ursidae.